AACAAAUAAUAUAAUAUAUAUAGCAAGUAAGUAACAAGGUUCUCCUAAGCUUCGCUCUUCUACUUCUAUUAAUAAUAGCCAUGGUGACAGUCGAGGAGAUUCUCCGGGUCCAACGGGCCGAGGGAGCGGCCGCUGUCUUGGCCAUCGGAACAGCCACUCCUCAUAAUGGUGUUGAUCAAAGCACCUAUCCUGACUAUUUUUUCCGUGUCACUAAUAACGAGCAUAAGACGGAGCGCAUGUGUGAUGGAUCAGUGAUUAAGAAGAGGUACAUACACUUAACAGAAGAAAUCUUGAAAGAGAAUCCUAAUAUUUGUGAACACAAUGCACCUUCCUUUAAUGCUAGGCAAGACAUUGUGGUGGUUGAAGUGCCAAAACUUGGCAAGGAGGCAGCCCAAAAAGCCAUCAAUGAAUGGGGCCAACCAAAAUCCAAGAUUACCCAUUUAGUCUUUUGCACCACUAGU
Capsicum annuum is the source of this 461-nucleotide messenger RNA. Its product is annotated as chalcone synthase J-like. The annotation marks the transcript as partial. NCBI's taxonomy places the organism in Eukaryota, Viridiplantae, Streptophyta, Magnoliopsida, Solanales, Solanaceae. Gene Ontology annotation, biological process: polyketide biosynthetic process. Gene Ontology annotation, molecular function: acyltransferase activity, transferring groups other than amino-acyl groups. The transcript is spliced from 2 exons. The record is from RefSeq and is a predicted model, not a curated record.